Messenger RNA from Ochlerotatus camptorhynchus, 950 nucleotides. Its product is annotated as antigen 5 like allergen Cul n 1-like. The record is from RefSeq and is a predicted model, not a curated record. The transcript has 3 exons. Bases 16 to 843 code for a protein of 275 amino acids. NCBI's taxonomy places the organism in Eukaryota, Metazoa, Arthropoda, Insecta, Diptera, Culicidae.
ACAAGUUCCUAUAAAAUGAACAGAGCAAUUUUCAUCCGUCAUUCCAGCGAUCGUAUUAGUCGUAGCUUCAGCAUGAGUUCGAAAUCAGUUGUUGUAUUUAUCACGCUUGCCAUAUGCGUUGGAUCGUGCUAUUCAAACUAUUGCGAUCCAAGUUUGUGCCGACGGGGACAACACAUCGCGUGUAAUGCUCCUCGGGGAUUUGGACAGGCAUGCGGCAAGGAGGUGAAGUUUGUACCGAUGAACGCCAAUAUGCAGAAAAUUAUCCUGAACAAGCACAACGAACUCCGCGCUCAGAUAGCUCGAGGAAUGUACGGUUUUCCGCAGGCCGCUCGAAUGCCGACGCUGGUGUGGGACGAAGAAAUGGCUAACAUUGCAUCGUUCAAUGCCAGAAAGUGCAUUUUUGCUCACGAUCAGUGCAGGAACACUCAACAAUUCAAGUACUCCGGGCAGAAUCUUGCCAUCACCACCUAUUACGGGAUGAAAUUCACGCCAGAGGAUCGCGUAGUGAACUUUACUCUGGAAUGGUUCAAUGAAUACAAGGAUUGCCCUCCUUCAUAUGUCGAUAGCUAUCCGAUGAAUCAUCAAGGACCUCAAAUCGGUCAUUUCACGCAGAUCAUAAGCGAUCGCACAUGGAAGGUUGGAUGCUCGCUGACGCAUUAUAUUACCAACGGGAAAUUUAUCAACUACUACUUGGUUUGUAACUACUCGAUGACCAACAUGAUUAAAGAACCAAUCUACAAGAAAGGAAAGACGGGCUCCAAGUGUGAAACCGGUCAGAACCCGCAGUACAAAGGUCUCUGCAGCCCGAGAGAAAAAGUCAAAUCGGAAUCGUAUAACGGCUAACUGCAGCUCAGCGAUUGAAUUCGUUCAACUGACCGGAAAACUACCCCCGUAAACACCUAAACCCUCUAGCCAAUAAAAAUCACUAUUGAUUCAGCUUGCCCGCACAA